GGCGCGUGCAACGCGGCGGCAGUUGCGUCGCAACCUCCGAACGGUGCGGUCGUUUUCGUUUCGUGUUCGCACGCCGACUCAAGUUGUUUCGAUCGCAUACGUGCCAGUGACACUUGGCGGUUGCCCGCGCAACAGGGAUAUGCACCGACGCUGAGAGAAAGAGAGAGAGAGAGAGAAAGAGAGAGAGAGAGAGAGAGAGGAAAGAGAGAGAGAGAGACAGAGAGAUACAUCACGGUCAGUCUACGUAAAUCCGUCGCGCCGAUCGCCGCAGCUGCUGUCGCCGACGCCGCCUCCGCCGCCACCGCCGUCGCCGCCGCCGCCGCCGCCGCCGAUUUAUUAUCGCGCGUUCCUCGCGCGCGCGAGUUUCUUUCGUUGGACUGCGCACUCACGCACGUACGAUUCGUCUCUCGCGCCACUUACGUACGCGAAAAUCGGACCUCGCGCACGGUGCGUGUGUCGAUCGUUGACCGUUGCCGGUUGUUGUUCGCAUCGAACGCGCUUUCGCGAGCGAUCGACCGGUCGGUCGCUCGUUCGUUCGUUCGUUCGUUCGUUCGUUCGUUCGUACGUUCGUACGUUCGUACGUUCGCCUGGCCGUCCGCUCAUCGUCAUCGUCAUACAUCGCGCGAAAGAAGCUGUUCCGCGGCGCGGUCGCGAGGAGACGGAAGUGUGUCGGCGUUUUUGCUCCUGCACGGGCGAGGGAGGAAGGAAGGAAGGAAGGAAGGAACGAAGGAAAGAAAGAAGGAAGGGAGGAAGGAAGACAGACUGCGACGUGUCGCUCGCGCUUCCACCGGAGCAGCGAUCUCGAUUCCACCGACGGCGCAUCCUGUCUGAGCGAGCCGAGCACCAGGUGCCGAGAAACUACAGCCAUGAAUAAUUCACUCGGCUGAAGCGGCCAACGGGAGUUUCUCGGAAUUUGAGGCGCCGAGGGAGAUCCUGAGGACGGCAUCGAGAUGGGCGAGCUUUUAGGGUCGGCGAGCUUCCUCCACCUCGGCGAUAUCGUCAGCCUCUACGCCGAGGGAAAUGUGUCCGGCUUCCUCUCCACGUUGGGGUUGGUCGACGACAGGUGUGUGGUAUGUCCCGAAGCUGGAGACCUGUCGAACCCACCGAAGAAAUUCAGAGAUUGCCUCUUCAAGAUAUGUCCUAUGAACCGGUACUCCGCUCAAAAGCAGUUCUGGAAGGCGGCGAAACAAAGCGCGAGCUCCGGCACAGACGCCGUCCUGCUCAAGAGGCUCCACCAUGCGGCCGAGAUCGAGAAGAAGCAAAAUGAGACUGAAAACAAGAAACUACUCGGCAGCGUGGUGUCGUACGGCAACGUCGUGCAGUUGCUGCAUCUCAAGUCCAACAAAUUCCUGACGGUGAACAAGAGGCUGCCGGCCUUGCUGGAGAAGAACGCGAUGCGGGUCUAUCUGGACGCGAACGGCAACGAGGGCUCGUGGCUUUACAUAAUGCCGUUCUACAAGUUGCGCAGCGACGGCGACAGCGUGGUCGUCGGCGACAAGGUGAUCAUGGAGCCGGUGAACGCGGGUCGACAGGGUCUCCAUGUGGCCGCCAACUAUGAGCUGAGCGACAAUCCCGGCUGCAAGGAGGUGAAUGUCGUGAACUCGUCCACCUCGUGGAAGGUGACUCUCUUCAUGGAGCACCGGGAGAAUCAGGAGGAGAUCCUCAAGGGUGGCGACGUCGUGCGGCUGUUCCACGCCGAGCAGGAGAAGUUCCUCACGAUGGACGAGUACAAGAAGAAGCAGCACGUAUUUCUGAGGACUACCGGCAGGACCAGCGCCACCGCCGCCACUAGCAGCAAGGCCCUGUGGGAAGUCGAGAUCUUUGAAUGGGAAUCGUUUUCGCUUCUUCAGCUUUUCACGAGCAAUUUCUUUCGAUGGCAGGUGGUGCAACACGAUCCGUGUAGAGGAGGUGCUGGCCAUUGGAAUUCACUCUUCAGAUUUAAGCAUUUAGCGACCGGCCAGUAUCUCGCUGCUGAGAUUGAUACGGACGAGCCGCGGGAACCUGUAAAAGGCAAGCGCGAUCCACCUGGACCAGUCUACAGAUUAGUAUCGGUGCCACACAGCAACGAGAUUAGCUCCCUGUUCGAAUUAGACCCGACGACGUUGACGCGAGGCGACAGUCUCGUUCCGCAGUCGUCCUUUGUUAGAUUACAUCAUAUAUGCACCAACACUUGGGUCCAUUCGACGAGCGUGCCAAUCGAUAAGGACGACGAGAAGCCUGUGAUGUCGAAGGUGGGCUGCGCGAUCAGCAAGGAAGACAAAGAGGCCUUCGCCUUGAGGUCCGUGUCGCCAGUCGAAGUGCGCGAUUUAGAUUUCGCUAAUGACGCCUGCAAGGUGCUGACGGCCAUGAGCAGCAAGCUGGAGAAGGGAACGAUCUCGCACAACGAGCGGAGGGCCGUCACUAGCUUGUUGCAGGACAUCGUGUACUUCAUAGCCGGCUUAGAGAACGAGCAGAACAAAUCCGAAGCGUUGGAACUAGUCGUCGCGAAUACCGUGAGGGACCGUCAGAAAUUGUUGCGCGAGCAGUACAUUCUCGGUCAAUUGUUCAAGAUAUUGCAGGCUCCAUUCUUGGAAUCUGUCGAGGGUGAGGGACCAUUUCUUAGGAUAGAGGAGCUCAACGAUCCGAGGCACGCGCCGUAUAAAUACAUGUUCCGCUUGUGCUAUCGAAUACUCAGGCUUUCCCAGCAAGAUUACAGAAAGAAUCAGGAAUACAUCGCCAAACAUUUCGCAUUUAUGCAAAAACAAAUCGGCUACGAUAUCCUAGCGGAGGACACGAUCACCGCACUUCUGCACAAUAACAGGAAGUUAUUGGAGAAGCAUAUAACAGCCGCGGAGAUAGAAACAUUUGUGGGUCUUGUCAGGAAGAACAUGCACAACUGGGAGUCGAGAUUCCUCGAUUACUUAUCGGAUCUGUGUAUCUCCAAUAAAAAGGCGAUCGCCGUGACGCAGGAAUUGAUCUGCAAGAGCGUGCUCAGUGAAAAGAACAAGGACAUUCUCAUAGAAACGAAAAUGGUGAAGACCCAGGUGGAAGUCGAGGACAUCGAUGAGAAGCAAGGAGAAAACGCUGAGCCGAGGAUCACUGUGAUCGAAGAGCUCGAGGUUGUGUUGGAAUGGAACAAUGGAACCAAAUCGAUGUCCUUGAGUGAGCUGUCGCGAGGAGCGAAAAUGGGAAAUGUUCAGGAUGCGGCGAUACUGGAUUAUUACAGGCAUCAGUUGAAUCUGUUCAGUAACAUGUGUCUCAACAGACAGUAUUUAGCGCUGAACAAUCUGUCGCCACAUUUGGACAUUGAUCUUAUACUUAAAUGUAUGGAGGAUGAGACGGUGCCGUACGAAUUGCGAGCGUCAUUUUGCCGGCUUAUGCUGCAUCUUCACGUGGACAGGGAUCCGCAGGAACAGGUGACGCCUGUGAAGUACGCCCGCCUCUGGUCGGAGAUCCCGUCGAAGAUGAGCAUAAACGACUACGACACGAACAAAAUGCCGGACCAAAAUAAAGAGGCUGUACGCACCAAAUUCAGCUCGACAAUCAUGUUCGUCGAAGAUUAUCUCUGUAACGUUGUCGCGAAAAUGUGGUCGUUCGGAGAUCAGGAGCAGAAUAAGCUCACGUUCGAGGUCGUUAAGUUAGCGCGUGAUCUAAUAUACUUUGGAUUCUACAGCUUUAACGAUCUAUUAAGCUUAACAAAGACGUUGCUUAGUAUCUUGGAUUGCGUGUCGGAAAAUGACUCCGCCGAUGGGAAGAUCCCCACGGGCGAUAUCGAUUCGGAUUCAGUGGAUUCUGAGGAGGCAGCCGAAGGAGGUGUUCUUAGAUGCAUCGGUGACAUGGGCGCUGUGAUGACGAAUUUAACACUGGGACCAGCCGGUCAAGUGCUAGCUAGUUCUUCGCCAAGACCAAAGCCGCUAAUGAAGAAAGAAUAUCCACUGGUGAUGGACACAAAGCUCAAGAUAAUCGAGAUCUUGCAGUUUAUCCUCGACGUUCGACUGGAUUACAGGAUCUCUUGCCUGCUGAGCAUAUUCAAGCAAGAAUUCGAUGAAACCGAGAGAGUUUCUUCCGGAGACGUGAAUCUAGGACAAAAAGCCAUCGAUUUGGAAUCGAUCGGCACACAAGCGGAGGGGAUAUUCGGUAGCAGUGAGGAGUGUGCCGCGCUGGAUUUAGACGGUCAAGGUGGUAGAACGUUCCUGCGCGUCCUGCUGCAUUUAGCUAUGCACGAUUAUCCUCCGUUAGUCUCGGGAGCUCUGCAUUUAUUAUUCAGGCACUUCAGCCAGAGACAAGAAGUUCUACAGGCAUUCAAGCAGGUGCAGCUUCUGGUUUCGGAUAGCGACGUGGAGUCUUAUAAACAGAUCAAAGCAGACUUGGACGUUUUGCGUCAGUCUGUGGAGAAAUCCGAGCUGUGGGUGUAUAAAUCCAAGGCGGCGGAAGAACACGGAAACAAGAAGAAAAAAAGUAAAGAGGAGGAGGACGACGGGGCAACUUCAGCCCCGACGGAGAAGCCGCCUUUGCUAUCCAUGUUGGAUAAACAAGUGCGAAUUACAGAGUCUGCCAUCGACUUGGACAUCGGGCCACCCUUGCACGUUGAACAAGCUGAAGAGUACAAAAAGAUUCAGCAGAUACUGAUAAGAAUGAACAAACUUUGCAUUCAAACAAUGCUGGGUGGCCAAGUGAAGGCACGCAAACACGAGCAACGACUUUUGCGCAACGUCGGCGUGCACACUGUUGUUUUGGAUCUGCUGCAAGUUCCAUUCGACGCGAAAGAGGAUGUCCGGAUGAACGAACUGAUGCGCCUGGCGCAUGAUUUUUUGCAAAACUUUUGCCUGGCUAAUCAGCAGAACCAGGUUCUCUUGCACAAACAGCUGGACCUGUUCUUGAAUCCCGGCAUAAGAGAGGCGCAGACGGUGUGCAGCAUUUUUCAAGAUAACUCCGUCCUCUGUAACGAGGUCAACCCGAAGGUCAUACAGCACUUUGUGCAUUGCAUAGAAACACACGGCAAGCAUGUGCAAUACUUGAAGUUCUUGCAAACUAUAGUGAAGGCUGAGAAUCAGUUUAUCAGAAAAUGCCAAGAGAUGGUGAUGCAGGAGUUAGUUCAAGCCGGAGAAGAUGUCUUGGUCUUUUACAAUGACAGAGCUUCUUUCAAUCAUUUCGUAGAGAUGAUGCGAUGUGAAAGACAUCGUAUGGACGAGAGCAGCCCGCUUAAGUAUCAUGUAGAAUUGGUCAAACUUCUGGCCUGUUGCACGAUGGGCAAGAAUGUCAAUACCGAGAUUAAAUGUCACAGUCUCUUACCAUUAGAUGAUAUUGUCGUCAUGGUAUCACAUCAGGACUGUAUACCAGAGGUGAAAGAGGCGUAUAUAAAUUUCCUCAAUCACUGUUACAUCGACACGGAAGUCGAAAUGAAGGAGAUUUAUACGUCGAAUCAUAUGUGGUCUCUGUUUGAAAAGUCCUUUAUAGUUGACAUGGGUUUGAUUGCAUCGUCUACUCACGAUCGAAAGCACGCGGAUACAGCUUUAGAGACUUACGUGACGAGUUGUCUAAUGAACAUUAUAUCCACGUUUUUCAGCAGCCCGUUUUCCGAUCAAAGCACCACUGUGCAGAAACAUCUGCACGAGGCUAGACUCUAUUGGAACAUCAAGGAGUGCGAUCGGAAUACAGAUAAUAAUCUUUCUGACUAUACAAGACAACCUAUAUUUGUUCAGUUGCUUCAUGCAGCUUUUAAGGUAUCACAAUGUGCAUGGUUAAACUCUGGACAAAGAUUUAACGUCGAGAAUUGCAUACGGACACUGUCAGAUGUAGCUAAAGGAAGAGGUAUUGCCAUACCGACUGAUCUGGAAAGUCAAGUAGCUGCCAUGUUCAACAAAGCAGCCAUGCUCAGUAGACAGACCAACAAGUGGUUACAAGCAGCUAAGCAACCGAAGAUUGAGCGUAGUCAAAGCCAGUUGAUGCGUCUAGAUCGAAGUAUAAUAGAAGGUCUGCAGGACAUAGUGUCUUUAUUAGAGGAACAAUUGAAACCUUUGGUACAGUCAGAAUUAUCCUUGUUGGUGGAUAUUCUCUAUCGACCCGAAUUGCUAUUUCCCGCAGCGACCGACGCCAGAAAGAGAUGCGAAAACGGUGGCUUUAUCAAGAGAUUAAUUAAACACACCGAAAAAUUGUUAGAAGAGACGGAAGAGAAAUUAUGCGUAAAGGUGUUGAGAACACUCCGGGAGAUGAUGGCCAUCGAUCCUGAAUAUGGAGAAAAGAACGAAGGUAUCUCGGAACAGAAGGAGUCAGAAACGAAGGGCGAGUCACAAGUCGGGACAGAUUCCAAUGAUCAGUCUGAGAAUCGACAAAUGACUCAGCAAGAUCCGGGAGAUGCAUUGAGAACUAAUCUUUUGACGCGUUAUUUUGGCAAGAGCUUUUUGCAAAAACCGGAGAAUGUAGACAUCGGUGUAUCACGUAGCGCGACUAUCACUCAUGGUCCGGGGGCGAAGAUACUAAGUCGAGCCGGUAGAACAUUGCACGACGUGCAGACGCAUCUCGACCGCGAAGGUGCUUCGGAUUUAGUGGUAGAAUUGGUGAUCAAGAGCGUGCAUUCGCCAAGCAUAUUCGUGGAAGCUGUAGAAUUGGGUAUCGCUCUCCUGGAAGGCGGUAAUCCCAUUAUACAGAAAAGUGUGUUUAAUAAAUUAAUGGGCGGCGACUUGAGCCAAUCGUUCUUCAAGGUGUUCUAUGAUAAAAUGAAAGAUGCCCAGCAAGAGAUCAAGUCCACUGUGACAGUAAAUACGUCUGACAUGGCAGCCAAAGCGCACGAGGAUAAGGAGCAGGGUAAAGAAGUAGAUAAGUUAUCGCGGAAACGUGCAUCAGGAAAGCCUAAUGGAAUCGUUAUAACUGACGAGCUACACGAAGAACUGAAUCAGGCCGCAGCAUCGAACGGACAGGCAUAUGUGAACAUGAGGAGUCUUUCGUCUAGCGAAGACGCGGCGAAUAACGCGGCGCUCGGAUGCACGUUGGAGGAAAUAGGCGAGAAAUUGGAUCGGCACAACAAGAGCGGCGCUGCUUCCGGUGGCGAGAGGGACGAGGGUCAAUUGAGCCCUAAAGUCCUGGUGAUGCAGCCAAUUCUACGCUUCUUGCAGUUGCUCUGCGAGAAUCACAAUAGAGAGCUGCAGAAUUUCCUGCGAAAUCAGAAUAACAAGACGAAUUUCAACUUGGUCUCGGAGACGCUCAUGUUUCUGGAUUGUAUCUGCGGCUCAACCACCGGUGGACUGGGUCUCCUUGGUCUCUAUAUUAACGAAUACAACGUAGCGCUGAUUAAUCAAACUCUAGAAACGUUGACGGAGUACUGUCAAGGACCAUGUCAUGAUAAUCAAAAUUGCAUCGCGACGCACGAAUCCAACGGUCUGGACAUUAUAACAGCGUUGAUACUCAACGACAUCAAUCCUUUGGGUAAGAGCAGAAUGGAUCUAGUACUGGAGCUGAAGAAUAACGCCAGCAAGUUACUGUUGGCGAUAAUGGAGAGCAGAGGCGAUAGCGAGAACGCUGAGAGGAUAAUGUACAACAUGAAUCCGAAGCAACUCGUUGACGUGGCCUGCAAGGCUUUUCAUCAGGAGUCGCUGGACGAGAGCACCGAUGUCGACGAUUCGUCGACUAACGGAGAGGAAGGAGUGUCGCCUAAAGAAGUUGGGCAUAAUAUAUACAUUUUGUGUCACCAAUUGGCGCAACACAACAGGGAGUUGGCGGUGAUACUGAAACCGUCUGAACAGAACAACGCGGACCCGAAGAUUAAUAAAGCAUUGCAAUAUUAUGCGUCUCACACGGCUCAGAUAGAGAUCGUGAGGCACGAUCGAACGCUUGAACAAAUUGUCUUCCCGAUCCCUGAGAUUUGUGAGCUUAUAACCAUGGACACAAAAAUAAGGGUGCUCAACACCACGGAGCGGGACGAUCAAGGCUCGAAGGUUUCCGACUUCUUCGAGAGAACGGAAGAUAUGUUCAACGAAAUGAAGUGGCAGAAGAAGCUUAGAGGGCAACCGGUAUUGUUCUGGAUGAGCAGUUAUAUGUCAUUGUGGAGUAAUAUUUUAUUCAAUUGCGCCGUUCUGAUAAAUCUUAUCGUAGCGUUUUUCUAUCCGUUUGUGGAUUUUGUGCCUAAAUUUAAUUCUCACAUAUCAGCUCUAAUUUGGACGGUUAUGUUUGCAUCUGCCGCUAUCGUUAUUACGUUACCGAGAGAGUCUGGUAUACGCGUGUUAGUCGCGUCAACGAUACUGCGAUUGAUUAUAUCUAUAGGUCCAGAACCGACAUUGUGGUUGCUCGGUUUCCUCACGAUCGUAUUAAAAGUUGUACAUCUUAUAAGUAUUAUAGGUAAUCAGGGUACCCUGACUAAAAGUAUAGAGCAAAUAAUAACCAAUAUCGAACUUUUGUAUCACAUAUCGUAUUUAAUAUUCUGCGUUCUGGGGAUUUUUUUGCAUCCAUUUUUCUACUCAGUUUUACUUCUCGAUGUGGUUUAUCGCGAAGAGACUUUGCUCAAUGUAAUAAAAUCUGUUACUCGCAAUGGAAGAUCUAUUAUACUCACUGCUGUCCUGGCUCUGAUCCUGGUUUACAUGUUUUCCCUUAUCGGCUUUAUAUUCUUCAAAGACGACUUCCUGGUUAGUGUGGACGAAGAAGUUAUAUCUUACAUUAAACAAUCCGCGGAUACCUGCAGCGCCGGAGACAAAGAGAAAUGUGAAGCAACAGAGACAGUGUCGCAGUAUGCUCGCGAAGAAAACGAACGAGUGAACAAACCCGAGGUGAGCAGUAUCGGCGGUGAAUUGAAAGAACGAUCGUGCGAUUCACUGCUCAUGUGUAUCGUUACUACGUUGAAUCAGGGUCUCAGGAAUGGUGGCGGCAUCGGAGAUAUUCUACGAGCGCCCAGCAGUGACGAAUCACUGUUUUUUGCAAGAGUUGUAUAUGACUUACUGUUCUUCUUCAUCGUGAUAAUUAUAGUUUUGAAUCUCAUUUUUGGUGUGAUCAUUGACACUUUUGCGGAUCUUAGAUCGGAGAAGCAGCAGAAGGAAUUGAUUUUGAAAAAUACUUGUUUCAUUUGCGGCUUGAAUAGAUCAGCCUUCGACAACAAAACAGUUUCCUUCGAGGAGCACGUGAAACACGAGCAUAAUAUGUGGCAUUACCUCUACUUUAUCGUUUUGGUGAAGGUGAAGGACCCGACCGAAUUCACGGGCCCCGAAUCCUACGUUUACGCGAUGGUCAAGGACAGAAAUUUGGAAUGGUUCCCGAGGCUGCGAGCCAAGUCGUUAGCUGCGGACGAGGGUGAAGGGGAACAAGUGGAAUUAAGAAGUUUGCAGACGCAAUUGGAAUCUACGCAGCAAUUAGUGAGAUGUUUGUCCCAGCAACUCACGGAGCUUCGUGAUCAGAUGACGGAGCAACGAAAGCAGAAACAGCGGCUAGGCCUUCUGAAUUCUGCCACUCAGUUCUUGCAUAACGUAUCCACGUAAACUUAAGGCGCGCUCUUGCGUAGUUCCCUUGUUAUCGUGGACGAAUCUCAGUUUGAUACUCCAAGAUAGUAUAUUUGUAACGAUAUUCGUGUGUUCUUAACAGGCAUUUAAAGACACGAGAAUAUAUCGAGCGGGUAGCCCGAGGAGUUUUUUUACGGUUUUGUUCCUAAUUUUAAUGAAAGUAAAAUACACCUAGGGGCAUUAACGCUAUCAUUCUUACAUUUUUCUUUUUCUUUUUUAUUAUUAUUAUUAUUACGAAGGCUCUCAACUCCCAGUUUGAUCAAUCCGUCGUCAAAGACCAGUGGAUUGCAUUGUUUACUAGUGUAUAAAUAUUGUUAUACAUAUAAAGAAGCUAAGAAUAUCCAUUGAUAGAGAAUAGAACAGAUAUAAUUUACGUAAAACUUCCGGUUACAUAGCGAAAUGUUACAAGGUAAUAUUCUGUGGCUAUUAUAGAAUAUUCUCCUUUUUAUGUGAUCAAUCCAUUACGUUUUAACUUUGUCAUUAUAAUAUUUAUAACUUCCAUAAAAGAUAUUGGAUACGUCAAAAUAAAGAUUAUAGCUUCACCGUUUUAUAACAA
Molecule: messenger RNA, 10014 nt
Organism: Harpegnathos saltator (Jerdon's jumping ant)
Lineage: Eukaryota; Metazoa; Arthropoda; Insecta; Hymenoptera; Formicidae
Product: Inositol 1,4,5,-trisphosphate receptor
Exons: 47
Coding region: 951-9437 (2828 amino acids)
Biological process (GO): calcium ion transmembrane transport
Cellular component (GO): endoplasmic reticulum; membrane
Molecular function (GO): inositol 1,4,5-trisphosphate-gated calcium channel activity; inositol 1,4,5 trisphosphate binding
Source: RefSeq, a predicted model, not a curated record